CGAUGCUUCGGGUUCCUUCUCGAGAUGGAUCGCGGCCGGUGGAUCACUGGCCUGGCACUCUCAUGUUCGGAACACUUCACUUUUUGCGAUUGAACGAACUUUCAACAACUAAACUAAAUCACUGCACUGAAGGAGACUAUGAUUCACUGCACCGUUUUCAACUUAACACUGGCUGUUUCGAUAAGAUCUCUGAGGCUGACAUUCACCAUCCCGUCUCGUAUCUCGCGUAUAUCCCUGGUCGCGUCACGUCCUCUGGUCUGACAGAGACGCACUGGCAGCGCGGCACUCACUCGGCA
Molecule: messenger RNA, 296 nt
Organism: Penaeus monodon (black tiger shrimp)
Lineage: Eukaryota; Metazoa; Arthropoda; Malacostraca; Decapoda; Penaeidae
Source: RefSeq, a predicted model, not a curated record